AUGGAUGCUGCUGAAGUUAAAUCAGGGGAUUACCCACCAAGACUUUACCCUGAAGGGUCUUCUAACCUAGAUGGUAAAGUUAUUAAUCACAAUUUCCAUCCAGGGCAUUUCCUCCACGUUAGAGAAACAAUAGGACUUGAUGUGUGGGAAGAACUGGUGAACUCUCCCAUUGGAGUAGUUGCUAGGCUGGCUGAACGCGAAAGCAUGUGGUCUGGUAGGACCGUGCACUAUCUACUGUGUAGACAGCUGCGAGUUAUAAAGAACGAGAUAUGGUGUCUCAUGGCUGAUGAGGCUAUCAGGUUUAGCUUGCUCGAGUUUGGUGAGAUCACUGGGCUAAACACAGGUCCAUUGCCAACAGAAAAAUUUGAUCCUGGUCAAUACAACGAGUUUUGGGGGGAGUUGAAGGUGCCGCUUGGGAUUGGACCAAAGUUAGAUGAACUGAAGGCAGCAUUAGCGUUCUGUCCGCUUUGGAGUUUUGAAAAGCGCAAGUGGUUGGGGCUGCUACUUCUUCAAGCCAUGAGAGUCUAUUGUUUGCAUCACAAUUCAAGGAUACCCUUUCAAAGUGCAAUAAGGGUAUUCGACGAUGAAGCCAUGAGGUCGUAUCCAUGGGGUCGGACUGCAUACGAAGUUCUAAUUGACUCUAUUAAAACGUUGACUCCAGAUGGAGGUUCAUACACAAUAAGCGGCAUGAAGGACUCGUUAUUGAUUUGGGCUUAUGAAUCCGUCACAUGCUUCGGUGAGAGUUUUGGGAGAGUGAUCAAUAACGAAGACGUUCCGCUUUUGCGAUGGGGUGGAAAGCGUACACGUGCAAGCUUUGAUAAAUUGUUGUCUGCCGAAAUCGAAAAGCAUGGCGAGGUGCGUGUGAGGAGAAUGGUUUUGAAGGACUCAAUUGAAGAGAUGUUUCCUAUUUGGCCGGGUGAAGAUGACGACCCACAACUCGUUAGGUUGAUAACAGACAUACAUUCAGGUAGAUUUGUGAAAGGUUUGUGGGAAGUGCAGGGGAAUGCAAAGGGGAAGGGGAAUGAGAAGAAGAGAAUGAAGGGUGGAGUUUCGUCAGAAGCUGAGCCACCCACUAAGAAGCAGAAGAAAGUUAAGACACAGAAUGAGUCUGAAGCUGAUGCAGUAGGAAAGGGUUCUCGCGAGAAGGAAGGUAGCAAAGAGUUGGAGUUGGAGAACAAAGCGACUCUAACGACCAUUGUGAGUACUCUGGAUAUUAUUUCCAGAAAAAUUGAUCAGGUUGACUCACGGUUGGAAGCUUACGAGUUAGACCGGAACAGACCAUUGAUGGACCAAAAGACCAUUGAUGACAGGGUGAAUGCUUUACUGGAGGAGCGUCUGAAAGAUCUGGGGAUUGGGAAAAGUCCCGAAAACCAUGAUAACCCCUCUCCACAAUUAUCAGAUAACUCUUUAUCGAUGGCAUCACCGGUGGUUCGAACGCAUCAGAAGUCUGUCAAUAGUCCAGCGUUAGUAGCUGCGACUCCUGGUAAGGAGUUUGGACCGAAAACGAAUUUGGCCAAGGAGCUUGAAAAGGAAUCAGGGGUGAAAAGGACUUUGGAUGAGGAGUUUGGUAGUGUCGAUAAAGCUACUGAUAUGCGGCCUCUUGAUUUCGUAGUAGUUUCUCCUGCAAAGGCUACUAAGGAUGAUAAGGCUACUAAGGAUGAUAAGGCUGAUAAGGAUCCAGCCUAUGGACGCGGCUGCAUGCGCAAGUGUAUUGUUAAGGGUGAGGAAGCCGAUGAGAAGAAAAAAGCUGCGCAUGCAGAUGCUGCGUUUAAGAGGAAGGAGAAGGUUGAGGCUAAGAAAAAAGCUGCUGACGAUAAGAAAAAAGAGGCUGAAGCUAUGAAAAAAGAGGCUGAAGCUAAGAAAAAAGUGGCUGAGGCUAAGAAAAAAAAGGCUGAGUUAAAGAAGAAACAAGAGGCUGAGCUAAAGAAGCAAAAACAGGCUGGGUCAAAGUACAAAAAGGUGACUCCACCGCGUGACGGUGUAACAAGAUGCAAGGUACAAGAGUCUGAUGUAGAGGACAGUUCAUUGGCUGAUAUAACUGACGAAGUUGUUGCAGAACAGAACGAAUUCACGCCGGAGUCUGAUGUCGAGAAUUCUGAAGUGGUUAGAUCUGCCAUAAUUAAGGACUACCGGGAGAAAAAUGUUCGAUUAACUCCAAAAGGGUUGUCAAUGAUGGCAGAUUCUUCAUCAUUAGUUUUUCCGAACGUAGGACAUGAUGGAAUGACGUGCAUGAGGAAGAAUUACUCCUUCAUCAGCAAUAUAUGA
This is a messenger RNA of Brassica napus (rape), 2265 nucleotides long. RefSeq lists its product as uncharacterized. The record is from RefSeq and is a predicted model, not a curated record. The coding region runs from base 1 to 2265 and encodes 754 amino acids. NCBI's taxonomy places the organism in Eukaryota, Viridiplantae, Streptophyta, Magnoliopsida, Brassicales, Brassicaceae. The transcript is spliced from 2 exons.